ACGCAGCCCGAAAGGGCUCCCUCUAACCAAAUUCUUUCCAUCCAGAGUCCGGCGACCGUUCAGAGCGGUUCGCUCUGGCGGAACCCAUGUUUCGGAGGCACGCUGGCGGGCACUUAUCGAGUAGGGGACUACAAUGUGGACUACUCUGGCCAGGAGUCGCAUUCGGGCGAGCAGGGCCAGCAUCAGCACGCAUAUGACUCGUCCGCCCAUCAACGCUCCCGUCAUCAGCAACACCGAGGCUCGAUCCAUCACUCGGGAGCACCGGCCGCGGGUCUUCAUGAAGCUGCAGAUCCGCACCAAGGCAACCCGCACGCCCAGCCGCACCCGGCCAUGGCCCAGCACCACCAGCAUACGCAGCCUCAGAUGGUGAUGGACCCGUCGCAGCUGGGCCAUCACCGGAUGGGACCGGCGCACUUUGGGGCUCCGGGACAGGUGGUGGCGCCGCUGUACCAGGCCAUGUCGACCCCGACUCAACCAACGCACUCGCGGCAUCCCGGGGCCGGCUCCAAGCGGCCACGCCCAAGCGACCUCGACCUCUCCGUCGCGGGACUGUCUGACUUGGACCACGCGGAUCUACAGAGCAUGCAGCACACUCCUCUGGGAGCCGCCUACGCCCAAGCCGCUGCGGCUGCCGUGAACCAACCCCAGUCGGCGCCCACGCACCAUCACCAUCAUCUUCCCGAGUCAGGACCACCGUCAAAGAUGAUGCGCCGUGAUGACGGAGGCGGAGGCGCACCGAGCGUGGUGGGCCAGGCUGGGAUGCCCUCUCCAGCGCCUCGGCCGCGAGGGCCCAAGCUGAAGUUCACCCCGGAGGAUGACCAGCUCCUAAUCGAUCUAAAGGAGCACAAGAACUUGACUUGGAAGCAAAUAGCGGAUUUCUUCCCGGGACGGUCUUCAGGGACACUGCAGGUGCGAUACUGCACCAAGUUAAAGGCGAAGACUACGCACUGGACUGAAGAGACGGACCAGAAACUCCGCAACGCCCUCCAAGACUACGAAAACGAAAAGUGGCGGAUCGUGGCCAACAAAGUCGGCACCGGCUUCACUCCCGCAGCGUGCCGGGACCGGGCUGACCAAAUGGCCAGUGGGGAUCUUACGACUAUGUCACAAUCAAUGUCCCCUGUUGCUGUCUCGGCGGCUGAAUCUGGGGAUGUGGUUUACCCGCAACAACUACAGUGA
Molecule: messenger RNA, 1179 nt
Organism: Ilyonectria robusta
Lineage: Eukaryota; Fungi; Ascomycota; Sordariomycetes; Hypocreales; Nectriaceae
Exons: 2
Source: RefSeq, a predicted model, not a curated record